This is a messenger RNA of Rotaria sp. Silwood1, 3744 nucleotides long. The record is from the annotation of a GenBank genome assembly. Lineage: Eukaryota; Metazoa; Rotifera; Eurotatoria; Philodinida; Philodinidae.
AUGUUUUCAUCGAAUAAUCUUCUGUCUCAAGCUAAACAACAUGGCUCUGAAUUCGUCGUUAAAGUGAAUCAUCGUAUGCUAAUCGAUAAAAUACUCGCUCGAUAUUCAUCAGAUUUUGUUGUUUGUCGAGAGCUUAUUCAAAAUGCAGAUGAUGCUAAAGCAACAUCAUUCUCCUUCGAACUAACAUGCGAAUCGAAUGAUUCAAGAAAAAAGACAUUACACAGUAAUAUUAUCACUGAAAUUCGUGCAGUUAAUAAUGGAGCAAUCUUUACGCAAACCGAUUGGCAACGAGUAGCAUCAAUUGCAGAGGGCAAUACUAAUAUUGAAUCAGUGGGACAAUUUGGUGUUGGAUUUUUUUCAGUCUUUUCAUUUUCAGAAGAGCCAAUCAUUGUAUCAGGUAAACAAUGUAUGGCAUUUACUUGGCGAGAUGAUGAAUCAUUGACAACAUAUCGUUGUGAAUUAGACAGCACGCAACAAUCUAAUUUGACUUCUAUUAUUCUAAAAAUGCGAAGUAAAUAUGUUCUUAAUGCUGAAAAAGCAUUGACUGGCAGAGACGAUGAAUCUUACUCUCAAUCAGCAACUAAUGGAAAGAUGACAAGUGCAGCUAAAAUCGGAGUCAUCCCAACAAUCAAUUUAUCUCAAAUGAAAGCUUACUUCACGAAAGUACUCUCAUUUACAAGUCAUAUCAAUGAAGUCAAGAUGAAAGUCAACGAUUUAACUGUAUUUCAAGUUAAUAAAAAGAAAAAACAAAUCGUUUCGUUAACAAAAGAAACAUCGACAUUCAAUAUUAAGUCAAUAUCAAAUAUGCUUCUUCUUAACUCAUUCGUACAAACAGAACAAACAUUUUCCAUUGCCAAUGGUCCAUCAAUAACUUUGAUGCAUAUUGAUGUUAAUGCAAAACUAAAUAUUGAUGAAGAAUUUCACAAUCAAAUUAGACGUAUUUUGAAGAAAAGUCUUCCAUCUAAUGUUCGAAUUCAAUUGUUAUAUGCACCAAGUGAUGUUGUUUCUCAACUACGAAAUAUCUCAUUGAAUGAUGCCCAUCUUGAAACUCAAAUUCUUCAUUCAUUAUUACCUCUAAAGUGUCAUGAAAAUCAAAUUAUUCCAUCAGGUCUUGUCUUCAUUGGUCUUGGAACGCAACAAACUACAGGUCUUGGAAUGCAUGUCUUUAGUCAUCUGGUUCCUACAGUGGAACGUGAAAAUCUUGAUAUGCAAGAUCCACAUUUAGAAAAAUGGAAUAAAGAACUUCUUUCAGCAAUGGGACAAGUGGUUCGUUUCAUUUAUAAUCAAUCAAUAUUUGAUAACGAUCAACUUAAUCAUAGUUUAUCUGCUCAAUUCGCAACAUUUUCAUUUCAAACUUCGGUUCCAAAUAAUAAAAUCGGUCUUACUCUCCUCAAUGGAUUUUUCGCUUCGCAGGAAAACGUUCUGGUGCCUGUAAAACAACAAACAUUAGCUUCACGAUUGACUCUUUCAGAAUCAUCAAAAGCCUUUCUUGCUUAUUCACAAUACAUUCAUUCAUUUCUUUCACUUCCACUUGUUCCACUUGAAAUUUCAAAUAAUGGGUUAUUCAAUGAACUUAAACGACUUCAAUUAGUACAAGAAGUUAACCAUGAUGUUAUCAAGCGUUCUAUGAAAACUUGUAUUCUUCUAUCAAAUGAAUUUAUUGCAUUAUUACGUUGGUUAUGUAGUACUGAAGUUAACAAUAAUAGCAAUUUUAUUGAAAGUAUCUUCUCAACUAUUCGAUUUCGUGAUAAAGAUAAAUCACCAAUUAUAAUCUUAGAAAAAAUAAAACAUUAUGAUGAAAUUAAUCCAUCACCAUUGUUACCAUUACCAUCAAGUGUUAUACCUUCUAGAAUAGCUACACAUAUUUCCAACGAAGAUUUCAAUAAACAUUUAUCAUUAACACCAUUAGCAUUUGAUGAUCUAUUAAACUUUUAUUUUCUUGAUGACCAAAAACAUCUUUUAACUGAUCAAAAUAAAGUUGUGCAUCUGUUUAAUUUAAUUUCAAAAUAUUGGAAUAGUAUUCAACAAUCUCAAAAAGAUCGAAUGAAGCAAAUAUUGUCACAAAUUGAAUGCAUACCAACACAACAAGGAAUGAAAUUACCUAAAGAAUCCUACAUUCGAUCACAAAUAUUAUCACCUGACUUACCUAUAAUUGCUAUAAAUGUCGUACCAAAUAUGAAUCCAAAUAGUAAAGAUGGAGUGCGAGUCAAUGACUGUCGUAGUAUCCAAUUCAAUAAUGAUUCAGAUAAUUGUGUUUUAGCUGAAUUUCUGAAAUUAAUUGGAUGUCGAACAGUUCAUGUACAAUCAUUCAUCGCUCAUCAAAAUACUCUAUCGAAUGCACCAAAAACUAUGAGUGAAGAAGAUAUUGCAGCAUUGAAACAAACUCAAUGCUUUGCAGGUACAACAAUUCAAUCGGGAAACGAAACAGUUGGUCUAUUCCGUCCUGACGAGCUACUUUUUUCAGAGGCUGCGCACCAACUUAAAUCUAAUACAGUGCAUAUAAUAUUUUGGCCUGAUGAUUUUCAUGAUUUGAACAUCCAUCACUUUCUAUGUUCGCUUGGAAUACGUGAAGCUCCUAAGCUUGAUGAUCUCAUUGAUAUGAUUGACGAAGAUUUUAAGAAACAACGUUUCGAACACGGUGGAUCAUCAUACAUCAUACCGCCAUCACUUGAAUUCUUAGCCAAAAAUGUUGAAAAGCAUUAUCCAAAACUUUGGAAAGAAAAAACAAAUCGACGAGCCUUCAUUCCCGCUCAAUGGCCAGCUAAUCCGACUGCUCGACGUGGUCAAUUUAUAAUUGAUGAAGUGACCGAAGACAUGAUUUACGGAAUUCAGGUAAAACUUGAAAGUUCUUUGGAAAAACUUAAACGAUCUGGUUAUCCUAUUGAUCGAUUGCGCAUCAAUCCACCGAAGCCAACUGAUAUUCCUGUAGAACCAAAAACUCCAGUCAUGCCGAUUGUUCAACAGGAUGAAAGUGGUUUAGAUGCUGAAGAACACAUAAAAUCAGGAAAUCCCGGUCUCAAACGGUUUGGAAAAAGCAAGCCGAAUACUAGUACAGUACCAAGUUCGAGUAGCUAUGAAAAGUCUAAUGCUACAACUACUGAUUCUACGUUAGACGAUGCAGACUAUGAUUUGCUUACGCCUGAAACUAUUGAAGAGACUGUUUUACAAGUGCUUCAACCCUAUAAUAACGUGGAAUUUUACACAGUAAACAAUAAAAUCGAGAACAAUAGAACGACUAGAGAACCUUGUGAAGCACUACAGAAUAUUAAUUUAGAAAUUUACAAAGAUCAUUUUCACGGUAUUCCAUUUUAUACGGAAAAAAAUAUGCAUAUUACUGACUCAAUGCUCAAUCGAGUUCGACAACUAGCCAUUGUACUCAGUGGUCUUGCCUCUAAUGUGUUUGAUCAACCAGUAAUGAUGAUGAAGCUUUAUCGAGAUGCAGAUACCAAUAAAUUGCCUCGAAUCGGAUUUCAUUAUAAUGGUUCACUUUUGUUCAAUGUACGUUAUUUUGAACGUAUCUUUGCUGAAAAAUUUGAUCUACAAGGUGAAAAUACUGCUAAUCAUGAUUCAAACAUGCAUGAUAUUAUUAAUUUUUACUUUAUGAAAUCAUGUCAUUUACUAGUACAUAAUGUGCAUGUUAAUCAUGAUGUUAAAUUUAUUCGUACACUUGAAAACACUGUAAUCAAAUUGUUACCAGCUAAAGACUCAUUUCUUGAACUUUUUAAAUUUUCGUGGGAUUAUUAA